Molecule: messenger RNA, 2308 nt
Organism: Malaya genurostris
Lineage: Eukaryota; Metazoa; Arthropoda; Insecta; Diptera; Culicidae
Gene: NUCB1
Product: nucleobindin-2
Exons: 5
Coding region: 238-1962 (574 amino acids)
Cellular component (GO): extracellular exosome; endoplasmic reticulum-Golgi intermediate compartment
Molecular function (GO): calcium ion binding
Source: RefSeq, a predicted model, not a curated record
CAUGAAGUCAUAUGUUUUCAAUAUAAACAAAGCACAUCAGUAAAACACCACUCAGCAUAUUUUUUCGAAAAAUUAGUUAUUGCAAUAUAUUACAGAAAUUAAGUAGUGCUUGAACGAAUUCAAACUUUUAGUAUCAAAUAAAUGUAGAAUAUACAAGUCCAUAUAAUUACCCGCUCUAGAGUAAAAAUAAAAAGUAUUGUCAAGGAAGUGAAUCUAGAAAAAGUUUUUUCUUGCAAGAUGUUAGAAACUAACAAAAUAAUAAUGAUUGGAGUUUUACUCAUCACAUUUGUGCUAGGCAGCGCUCUUAGCCUACCGGUGGUUACCCAGAAAGCGAAAACAGAAAAGCAAGAUGAAGAGCAAGCUAAAGACAGCAACGUAGAACACUUCGAGAAUGUGAUUGAGUAUAACAAAUACUUACAAGAAGUUGUUAAAGUGCUUGAAAGUGAUCCUGCGUUUAGAGAAAAACUUGACAAGGCAGUCGAAAGUGAUAUAAGGUCUGGUAAAAUCGCACAAGAGUUGGAAUAUGUCAAUCAUAAUGUGCGCUCUCGGCUGGACGAGCUGAAGCGUAUUGAGUUACAACGUUUGCGUGAGCUAGCCACCAAACAAUUCGAACUGACGAACGAAAUCGAUCGAGAUCAUAUAAAAAUUGCAGAGCACCUUGAUCAUGAAAACCAGCAUACCUUCGAAAUCGAGGAUCUGAAAAAACUUAUCUUGAAAACAUCACAGGAUUUAUCCGAAAACGAUCGUCGAAGAAGGGAAGAGUUUAAGCAGUAUGAAUUGCAGAAAGAAUUUGAAAAACAAGAAGCAUUGCGUCAACUAGACGAAGAGCACCGUAAGAAGUAUGAGGAAGAGUUGAAAAAGCAACAGGAGAAACACGAAAAUCACGAAAAAAUACAUCACCCCGGUAACAAAGCACAAUUAGAGGAGGUUUGGGAAAAGCAAGAUCAUAUGAAUGGCCAGGACUUCGAUCCGAAAACCUUCUUCAUGUUACAUGACAUUGAUGGAAAUGGAUUUUGGGAUGAGAAUGAAGUAAAAGUGCUUUUCAUCAAUGAAUUGAACAAAAUGUAUCAAGCGGGAGCUCCGGAAGAUGACAUGAAGGAAAGAGCAGAAGAAAUGGAACGCAUGCGAGAACAUGUAUUUAAAGAAGCAGACACUAAUAAGGAUGGCUUAAUCAGUUACGAGGAAUUUUUAGAACAAACAAAACGCGACGAAUUUCAAAAGGAUCCCGGAUGGGACACUGUUGAUCAACAGCCCCAAUUUACACAUGAUGAGUAUCUAGAGUACGAACGGCGCAAUCAGGAGCAAAUUCAAAGGCUCAUUGCGGAAGGAAAGCUGCCACCUCAUCCCAAUAUGCCUCAAGGAUACUACCCUGGACCUAACGCUGGUCCAUACCAAGUACAUCCAAAUGCAAUUCCGCAGCAGCAACAGCAGCAGUACCACGUACCACAACAAGGACACCCGAAUCAGAUUCCUCAAUACCACGGCGCACAACAGCAGGGCUAUCCACAACCAGUAAAUUUGCAUCCUAAUCAAGUUUAUCAGCAUCAUCCAGGCGCUAAUCAUCCACCACAAAACUAUCCGCAACAAAGUGGACAACAAUCCAACGUAUACCAACAUCCUCCUCAACAACAGCAACCUCCCCAGCAACAAUACAAUCAACCUCCACAGCAACCGCCCCAGCAACAAUACAAUCAACCUCCACAGAAACCGCCCCAGCAACAAUAUAAUCAACCUCAACAACAGCAACAUCAGCAGCAGGCUCAGCUUCCUCCCGUGCAACAAAAUGUAGUCUCCAAUAAUCAACCAGCUGCCGUUACUGCACCACCACAAGCAGCCCAACAACAACCAACAGCAUACUCACAGGCACCCCCACAAGGGCAGCAACAACCACAGUAUAAAGUUCCAAACAACAAUCCCCCUGCUGUUGGCCAACACCCUUCUGUACAGGCAAAUAAACAAUAAUUAACCGACGAUGUUGCAAAACAACUACUUCCUGUUCAACCUAAUAACUUGAUUAUUUCUCAAAUGUGGAUUCUAAUUUUAAAUCGUUGUGAUUAGAGAAAUAACAUCAUUUUGUAAUUUAGAGUUUUACCAUUUUUGUACCAUAGUUUGAAAGGCUGUAUUCCAUUAUAACAUGCGGUAUGAGAAUACCUUGUUUGGGCAUAGAAAAGAAACGAUUAAAUUGAAAAUUUAAGACUGUUUAAAGAUACCUGCAUGGAGCAGAACACAAAAAAUCAUGUACUAUUCAAAAAAUAUUUUUGUGAAGGACAAUUAUUACAAUAAAGGACAUCUCCACUUAUGCAUCCAA